CAAAUUACACUCUUUCCAUCACUUUUUGGUAAGAAACGCUGUCAUGGCCGGAGGAAAGUCCAAGAACAAGGCCUCUAAGAAGAAGACCGCCACCGAGGCUACGUCAUCUGCGCCUCAACCCUUCCCAUAUCUCGACAGUUCCUUCUUGGAGUUCGGGUCGGAAGAGGAACUCUCUCGCUUCAUCACCUACUUCGCCAAGCGCCCCAUCUCUCCGCCAAGGGUGCUACCCGAGCUAUACCCUCAACAGAAGGGUUACUACGACCUUGACAACCAACUCAAGGAGUCGGGUCUGUGGUCGUUCGUCUCCCGAAGCCGUCAGUCCUACAAUCCCGCCUACGUCCGGGCCAUCUACUCCAAUCUCCGCCGAGACGGGGACACCAUCCGGAGCAGCAUCAAUCUCUUGGACUUAGAGUUUGAUUUGGCCACCUUUGCCCGGAUCGCAGGUUUGCCCACUCGCGGUGACGACAUCGCGACUUAUGGUGGCGAUGAUUGGAUUCUCAACAACGAGGCGGUGGUCAUCCGAGAGCUUGGAACCACCAACCUCGUCCGUCACAGCGGCGCACCAACCAUUCACUCAGCCCCGCCGGAGAAGCGCUUUCUACUCUACAUCCUCACCCGGAUUCUUCGCCCCCGAGACGGCAGCCACACGUGUCUCUUCAACGAGGACCUCAAGGCCGUUCAUGCAAUCACCCAUGGCGCCUCGAUCAAUUGGGCGAAAUACUUCAUGAUCCACAUGGCGGAUUGCGCUUCAAUUGCCACCGAAAGGAGCCUGCCAUACGCCUUCCUCGUCAUGGAUCUCAUCAGUGCCUCCGACAUCCACAUCGCCGGCCCGGAUACGAAGAUGACGAAGAUUUGGAUCAUCCAAGAUAGCACCUUCCGGAAGAAGCCAUGCCCAUCCAUCAAGGGGCAAGCACUUUCCGACUUUCAAGUCGAGUGCACCGCUAGAGAAAUGACAAGAGCCCAGGUUGAAACUCGGGAGGAGAAGGAUUGGUGGAUAAUGAGCAUCGAUGGAUCUUCUGGGUCUCAAUCUUGCAGAGCAGGUAUCGUCUUGAUCACCCCAGAAAAAUUCUGGAUUUAUUACGCUAUCAGAUUUCAGUUCCGCGUGUCCAAUAAUGAAGCUGAAUAUGAGGCCCUGAUCAAUGGAUUGAAGAUUCUUGGUAAGAUGGGAGUAUCCAGGGUUCAAGUUUACACCGACUCCCGAUUAGUGGUGGGACAAAUCACGGGGGAAUUUGAAGCAAAGGAAGAGAGGAUGAAAAGAUACCGGGACUUGGCCUUAGAGAUGUUGGGAAGGUUUGAGUUUAAGCUUGAACAUAUUCCCCGGGCCCAGAAUGCGGAGGCUGAUGUUCUCUCCAAGCUCAGCGCAGAGUCACCGGAAUACAUAAGCAAGUUAGCAACCAUCGAAGAGCUGGUAACCCCUAGUCUUAACAGUAGUGAAGUGAUCUCGGUAUCAGCUGAUCCCCCAGAGUGGCUGGACCGAUUGGCCAAAUACAUUGAGGACGGUGAAGCCCUGGAGGAUCCCCAAGAAGCACGUCUAUUACGAAUGAGGGCGCCAACCUACAAGGUGAAGGAUGGAGUCCUCUAUAAGCGGUCUUAUAACGGUGUUAUACUCCGUUGCCUCAGAGCAGCAGAGGCGAAGGCAUUGAUGGAAGAAAUACAUGAAGGAGUGUGUGCUGCACAUCAGGGUCCUUACUCCAUUUCCAGAAGGGCUAUUAUCCAGGGGUAUUUCUGGCCAACGAUGAGGAAGGAUUGCGAAGAAUAUGUACGCAAGUGCCUGACCUGCCAACAGUUCCAGAAUAUACCCGGGAGGCCAGCCACAAAUUACACACCCAUCAUCUCUGUGAUUCCCUUUUCGAGAUGGGGAAUCGAUAUUGUGGGAGCCCUGCCAAAAGGAGCUGGGCAGGCAAGGUGGAUUGUGGUGGCGAUAGACUAUUUCACAAAGUGGGUGGAGGCCGAGCCGCUUGCGGGGAUCACCGGAAGGCAGAUGAUCGACUUCGUUGGAACCAAUAUACUCUGUAGAUUUGGGGUCCCGAAGCAGAUCAUAUCGGACAAUGGAACCCAGUUUGAGGAAGCAGAGUUUCAAGACUUUCUCAAAACUUGGGGAAUUCAGCAUACAAAGGACGACUCCAAGGAGAGCCACGGGUGACACUCCUUUUGGCUUCGCUUAUGGUUU
Cuscuta campestris is the source of this 2170-nucleotide messenger RNA. NCBI's taxonomy places the organism in Eukaryota, Viridiplantae, Streptophyta, Magnoliopsida, Solanales, Convolvulaceae. The record is from the annotation of a GenBank genome assembly.